Messenger RNA from Scomber scombrus (Atlantic mackerel), 1322 nucleotides. RefSeq names its product secreted frizzled-related protein 5 (gene sfrp5). The record is from RefSeq and is a predicted model, not a curated record. NCBI's taxonomy places the organism in Eukaryota, Metazoa, Chordata, Actinopteri, Scombriformes, Scombridae. The transcript is spliced from 3 exons. Gene Ontology annotation, biological process: non-canonical Wnt signaling pathway; canonical Wnt signaling pathway; negative regulation of canonical Wnt signaling pathway. Gene Ontology annotation, molecular function: Wnt-protein binding. The coding region runs from base 1 to 969 and encodes 322 amino acids.
AUGGCACACGGACAAAAGAGCCCCAGGUGGGCAUUAACCCAGGGCUCCUUCAGCUUGGCACUGGGCCUGUCGCCCUUCUCCCUCCUCCUCCUCCUCCUCCUCACCGUCUCGGCUGCAGACGAGUACGACUACUACAGCUGGCAAUCGGACAACUUCCACAACGGCCGCUUCUACACUAAGCAGCCCCAGUGUGUGGAGAUACCAGCUGACCUGCGCCUGUGCCACAAUGUGGGCUACAAGAAGAUGAGGCUGCCCAACCUCCUAGAUCACGAGACCAUGCCAGAAGUGAAGCAGCAGGCGGGCAGCUGGGUGCCCCUCCUGGCCAAACGGUGCCAUGCUGAUACCCAGGUAUUCCUGUGCUCUCUGUUUGCACCGGUGUGCCUGGACAGGCCCAUCUAUCCCUGCCGCUCGCUUUGUGAGGCCGUGAGGGACAGUUGUGCUCCGGUGAUGGAGACCUAUGGCUUCCCCUGGCCGGAGAUGCUGACCUGCGAUAAAUUCCCCAUUGAUAACGACCUUUGCAUCCCCAUGCAGUUCACUGGGAACCAGGCGACCCAGCCACCAGUGUCGAAGGUGUGCCCUCCGUGUGACAAUGAGCUGAAAGCAGACAACAUCAUGGAGCAUUACUGUGCCAGUGACUUUGCCCUGAAGAUGAAAAUCAAGGAGGUGAAGAAGGAGAAGGGUGACAGGAAGCUGAUAGCGGCACAGAAAAAGAAGAAAGUUUUGAAGCAGGGCGUGCUCAGGAAGAAGGACCUGAAGAAGCUGACGCUCUACAUCAAGAAUGGCGCCAACUGCCCGUGCUCCCAGCUGGACAGCCUGGGCUCCAACUUUCUCAUCAUGGGCCGCAAAGUAGACCAGCAGCUGCUUCUUAUGUCCAUACACAAGUGGGACAAGAAGAGCAAGGAGCUGAAGUUUGCCAUCAAGUACAUGAAAUCCCAUCAGUGUCCCACCUACCACACAGUCUUCCAGUGACGCGGUUCACUGUGCUGUCCGCAGAAUCCAUCAUCACUCCUCACAUUCCACCCUGUUCCGCAUAGAUCCUAAUUUCUUGUUUCAAUUAUACAUCCCUGAACCCGAGAUCCCUGCAAAAUCUGUUACCAGCCCACUAUAAAGUCCUAUGAGGAGUUGCAAGGUAGUCAAGAAUUUUAUUUUCUCAGCUUUAACAUGAAUUAGGUAGCCAUGGAGGUCAUUCUGAUAUGCUUAUAUGAAUCAGAUGUAUUAAUGUUUAAGAUGGGAAAAGCUGCACUCUCUGCCUUACAUACAUGCCUGCCCAUAAGAGCUCCAAAGAAACCACUGAUUUUAUAACAGCAUGAUAUGAUUUUAAU